GGCUUCAUUGUCCACCAAGGCCUGGCAGGUCUGGCUGCCUCCCUUCAUGCACUGAGUGGUAGAGGCACUGUCCUCCCCUCUGAGACCAGCUAUCUCGAGCCUUGGCCUGCCCUGCUAGUCAACAAAAGCACGGCUCGCCAGGGAAUAAUCUUCUCGGGUUGCGGUGUAAUCUGAGAAGCUUCUGUUUUAACUGGGGAGACAUGAUGACAGCACUUGUGAAAGCAGAAGAAUAAUCACCUCCUAUUAAUGUGAUGCCAGUUCUAUACAGGAGUAAACUCUGAGCCGGGAACAUCCUUCUGGACCAGAAGAGUGAGUGCAGCAGCAACCACACUCAGCAACGAUGUCAGCAGAACUGGAGACUUCAGAGGGGCUGGAUGAGUCGGAGAAAAAGAGCUCCGGGGCCUCAGAAAAAGAAAACCACACCAAGAUGGCCGACCUCUCCGAGCUCCUGAAGGAAGGGACCAAGGAAGCACACGACCGGGCAGAAAACACCCAGUUUGUCAAGGACUUCUUGAAAGGCAACAUCAGGAAGGAACUGUUUAAGCUGGCCACUACUGCACUUUACUUCACGUACUCAGCCCUCGAGGAGGAAAUGGAGCGCAACAAGGACCACCCAGCCUUUGCCCCCUUGUACUUCCCCAUGGAACUACACCGGAAGGAGGCACUGACCAAGGACAUGGAGUAUUUCUUUGGUGAGGACUGGGAGGAGAAGGUGCGGUGCUCUGAGGCUGCCCAAAAGUACGUGGAACGGAUCCAUUACGUGGGGCAGAAUGAGCCAGAGCUACUGGUGGCCCAUGCCUACACCCGCUAUAUGGGGGACCUCUCAGGGGGACAAGUGCUGAAGAAGGUGGCCCAGCGGGCCCUGAAACUUCCCAGCACAGGAGAAGGGACCCAGUUCUAUCUGUUUGAGAAUGUGGACAAUGCACAACAGUUCAAGCAGCUGUACCGGGCCCGAAUGAAUGCCCUGGACCUGAACCUGAAGACCAAAGAGAGGAUUGUGGAGGAGGCCAACAGGGCCUUUGAGUACAACAUGCAGAUAUUCGAUGAACUGGACCAGGCUGGCUCCGUGUUGGCCAGGGAGACCCAGGAGGAUGGGCUCCCCGUGCACGAUGGGAAAGGAGAUGUGCGCAAAUGCCCGUACUAUGCUGCUAAACCAGACAGAGGUGCCCUGGAGGGCAGCAGCUGCCCCUUCCAAACCGCCCUGGCUGUGCUGAGUAAGCCCGGCCUGCAGUUCAUUCUGGCUGCUGGUGUGGCCCUGGUUGCUGGCCUCCUGGCCUGGUACUACAUGUGAAGGAACCAGCAUACCACGUUGGCGCCCUCCUCCCGAGUGACCACUGGCCUGCCCCCACCUCCACCGGUGACUAAGCUACCACCUCAGGUGACUUUUUUUAAAUGGUUUUGAGAAAACAAGCAACCAAUAAAGGCCAGACGCUAAA
Lutra lutra (Eurasian river otter) is the source of this 1436-nucleotide messenger RNA. It is a transcript of the gene HMOX2, whose product is annotated as heme oxygenase 2. Lineage: Eukaryota; Metazoa; Chordata; Mammalia; Carnivora; Mustelidae. Bases 341 to 1291 code for a protein of 316 amino acids. The transcript is spliced from 7 exons. Gene Ontology annotation, biological process: heme catabolic process; heme oxidation; response to oxidative stress. Gene Ontology annotation, molecular function: heme oxygenase (decyclizing) activity; heme binding. The record is from RefSeq and is a predicted model, not a curated record.